AAAGACUGAAAUGAACGGCGCAGGUGAAUGGAAAUGGUAUGGAAAGUAAAGUACUAAAGUUGAAUGAAAAAACUGCGUUAGAUGUGUAGCGAGAUUGACGUUUGUUCUAAUUUGGUUCUAAUUAUUCUUUAUUUAUUUUAAGUAUGUUUAAGCUAUUUCUUGGUGAUUUAGCUCUGUCCUUUGUGUAAUUUAAGUGCCUUUUUACCAGUGUAGGCAAAGCCUGUAAUCAUGGAUGUUUUAUACAACGAUUUGGAGAAUUACGAUGACGUUGAAGCACUGAACAGGCUGAAAACUGAAAAUGUUGAUCUGAAGCACAAACUAGAAUGUUGCACCGCGAACAUGCAAAAGUUGCAAAAAAGCAUUUUGCAGGAUUUUGAUAAGUUGGAGGCAGAGUUCAAGAGACUAGAAUCAAACUAUUCUUCUCUGCUGAAAAUUUCAAGAGCUGAAAUACAGAGGAAGACUGAUAUGAUCACAAAUCUUAAUAUUGAAAAAGACUUGUUAGUAAUAAAAGCAGUUCAAAAUGGACCUGCACAUAAAGUUCAAGAGCUGAUAAAGAAUGUGCGUGAAGAAACUGAAUUGAAGCGCAAAAAGAAAAUCCGAAACAAAGUAGGAGGUCCAAAGGAAAGGGAAAAAUUAAUAAGGAGAAAAAGUAGCCGCCCACAAUCACCCGCAACUAGCUCAACUGCGACAGACAAUUCAUAUAAGAUGAUAGAAAACGAAAUAGUUGCUGAUACCAACAAAUCUAGUACAAUGGAUACACAAGAAAAUGAGCCACAGAAACAUGAGGUGUUCCCAGACAAUCAACCUUUGUCUCUCGUUGCGGAAAAAACGGAUUUCUGCAUUAUCUCGGUAAGUAUGAAAAUAAGUUCCAAUUGUUCAGUAUCAUGCCUUCCCCAUCUUGCUAAGUUAAGCUCUGAUGAAGAAUUUGAAGAUAUGUAUUCUGCAUUGAAACCUAAAACAUCCAGGGAACCUGAAAGAACCCGCAAAAGGGGUCGAGACGAUUCUGAAGAUGGGAAGAUGUUAUAUAACAGUUCACAUGAUACGCCCUUAAACUAUCCUGAACCGUUUAGAGAACGGCUUAACAGAAAUAGAGCUGGCAGAUUUUCUGAUACUGAAAGAAUUAUAACCAGAGAAAAACAGUAUAGUGAACCUGACAGAAAUAUCAAUAGGGGUAAACACCAUUAUGAUAGAAACAGAAAUGUCAGUGAUUUAAAACACCAGAGAUUUAGUCCUGAAAGACAUCGUCGGGGCGCGAGAGAACUUGGGGACGAUCGUUACAGGACUAGGCGGUUGGAAACCCCACCAAGGGAGAGGCAACGCUUGGAAAGCCCUCCUAGGGAGAGAUUACGCCUGGGAAGCCCUCCGCAAGAAAAACAACCCAUACGCAAAAGGAUUCUCGAGCGUCGAAAGUCGUACCACGGGCGGACGGGCAACUACCCAGAGAUACACUCGGUCGUACAUAACAUUCAUGGUGAAUAUGAAGAACCACAAAAUAAGAGACCAAGAAUUGAACCAUACCCUCAGGAAGAAAGAAGGUCAACCGAAAAGCUGUAUCAUAAAGAAUCGCAGCCGCCGAACGAGGGAAGUCCCACAUGUCGGUCGCCAGAAUUUUCACACGCGGAAGAUUCUUCUAACGAACCCGCAACAGCCCAGACUGAAACCAGAAGUACAACCUCUUCUGUCUUUGAGGAUCCCAGGUUAAGUAGUGUCAGAUACAUUAAGCGUUCGGAAGGCAACAAGCAUAUAUUACAGUCUGCCAAUGCUAAUGAAAUAUAUUUUCAACCCGUCGACAAAUCCCUUUGGAACCUGGAAGAAGUCCAGGUGCCGAAAGCUUUAAGAUCUAAACCUUUAGAAAUUAGCGAAGAACUUGUUGAUAAAAUUGAUAUAGAUAAACCUUUAUCUAGAAUGUCCAUGGAAUCAGGUGAAAUUUGUUCUGAUACGAAUGACACAGCUUUGGAUGAUAUUUAUAGUUUUCAAGAAUUUAAUAAACAAGUCGGUAAUAGUAUUCCUAAUAUAAAUGAUAGUCAAAAAGUUGAAAUUAAACCUCACAAAGAAAAUUCGCCUGUUGAUAAUAAUAUGCUUAAAGACAUAGGAAAAAGAAGUGAUACCUUAAUUAAUGGUACAAAUACUACAAGACUCGAAGUCGCAAAGAAGGAGACCGUGAACAAUCAUAGAUCAGCUGAGUCAGUGGUAUCAACUUCUAAAGAUAGUCAUAAAGUUGAUACAACAAUGCAUUGUGACAAUAUAAAAUUACCAAGCAUACUACACAAGCUGAUUCAUACUAUGAAUGAAGCACGACCUGAAGGUGAUAAUUCUGUUAAGAGCAAUAAGGGAGAAAAGGAACGAAUCGCCGCAUCCCGGCUAUCUAAUAAGUCUGAAAAGGCAAAAGCAAAAACUAAAGAUGACAGAGAAAAUCAAAAUGAGUCUGACUUAAAGACUGAUAAAAACAACGCACAUAAACUUGAAAAGGGAUCCGAAAAAGAACAUAAACGAGUCGCUGCAUACAGGAUACCUAGUAAGUCUAAAAAGUCAGGUCCAAAAACUAGAAUUGAAAGAGAAAAUCAAAACGAGUCAGAUUUAGAGACUGACAACAACAAGACAGAUAAACAUGAAAAAGGAUCAGAAAAAGAACCUAAACGAAUUGCUGCAUACAGUAUACCAAAUAAGUCUGAAAACUCAGGUCCAAAAGCUACGGAUGACAGAGAAAAUCAAAAUGAGUCACACUUAAAGACAGAUAAAAACAAGGCAAAAAAACUUGAAAAAGGAUCCGAAAAAGAACAUAAACGAAUUUCUGCAUACAGGAUACCUAAUAAAUCUGAAAAGUUACAUCCAAAAAUUAAAAAUGACAGAGAAAAUCAAAACGAGUCAGAAUUAGAGGCUGACAACAAGACAGAUAAACUUGAAAAAGGAUCAGAAAAAGAAACUAAACGAAUCGCUGCAUACAGAAUACCUAAUAAGUCUGGAAAGUUAGGUCCAAAGAUUAGAGAUGACAGAGAACAUCAAAACGAGUCAGACUUAGAGACAGGCAAUAAUAAGAAAGAUCAAUUUGGAAAAGGAUCAGAAAAAGAAUUUAAACGAAUUGCUGCAUACAGGAUACCAAAUAAGUCUGAAAAGUCAGGUACAAAAACUCGAGAUGACAAAGUAAAUCAAAACGAGACAGACUCAGAGACUGGCAACAACAAGACAGAUAAACCUGAAAAACGAUCUGACAAAGAACACAAACGAAUUGCUGAGUUGGAGUUGUCAGGUAAGUCAGAAAAAGAAAGGUUGAAAACUACCGAUAAAACACUACAUAAAUAUGUACCUGAAGUGAAGAAAACAGAUAAUUUGGAAAAAGUAACCGAAAAAGGUACAGAGACGGAGAUCGACCGCAUAGCAGAGUCAGAUAGAAAUGAGAAAGCAAGUUUAAAAAUGAAUGAAAUAGAACAUAAAAAUGUGUCUGAUAUGAAAGUCAAAGAAAUACCUGUAAAAGAAACUGAAAAUGAUGUAACAGUAUUUCGCGAAUUUGAACAUAGAGUAUACUCCAGGCAUAUUGUCGAAGGCGAUUUAGAGCUAAGUGAUGAAAGUAAUGAUGAAGUACAACUUAAGAUAGAAGAAAAAAAUGAGGAGCAAACCUCCAAAAGGAAAUCUCAUCGAGCGACAUACAAAGAUAAGAGAGUCAAUUCUGAAGAAACAACUAGGAAAACUAGGUCUCGGAAAGAUAAGGAAAAAGAAAGAAAAUCCAUGAACAAAUUUAGUGAAUUGUUUGGUGACAGCAGUAGUUUAAUAACUCCAGAGGACCUGAACCUCGCCACGCGCACAGCGCACGGGCUGCCAGCCGACUGCUGCCCGCCCGCCGCCGAGGAGGCGCAAGAUGCUAUCAUUGAACCUGAAAGUCCACUCAAAGCACAAACGACAGAAAUAUACCCUAGAGACUUUAAAGAAAGUUUAGCAAAGCCCACUGUUGUGGAAGAUAAAUAUAAAAUCAAAGAACUGAAAGACAGAACUCAUACAAAACAUAAACAAAAUAAGGAUGACUACGUGGAACAGGUCGGCGACGUAAAGACACAAUCAUUUACCAUUACUAAAAGUUGUUCAGUGUCAGAAGGAAAUCUCAUGUCAAAUACAAGUAAUUAUACAAUCCCAAAGGAAGUUUUAAAACUGAAUGAAAAAGUUAAGGAGUCGUCAAAAACUAAUAAAAGACUUAAAACAAAAGGUGAAAAGAAGGUGUCAGGCAGUGAACACACGGAAGAAAUCAAUACCAAUAACAUUUAUAUCGCGGAGCCAAAUUCAAACGACUUGCCAACUAUGAGCGAUAAUAAAGAGAAUUCCCGCAGCAAUGGUAAUUCGGAAAGAAAUAUCAGUAACGAAAUGGCAAGAAAUUUUGAGAACCCAGUAGUCUCUAGUAAAAUAUCGUCGACCAAUGUCAGCGAGACCAAUAAGGAAAGCCCACAAUCAGACCACUAUACAAAAGAAACCAACUGUAGUAGUGGUGUUCAAGAUGUUCCAAACCUAGCUCCAGUAGUAGAAGAACCUGGAUUAGUGAAAACGGUUGUGAUAUCAACAGGUGUUCAACCUUUAGAUUCAAACUCAGCGCAGUAUGAUACGCCAUUCAGUUUUCUAGCCUCAUCUACUCCAGCCAAGGAUUUAUCUGCUAUAAAUAUUUCCUCCGAAAUGGAGUCAAAUGUCAGCCACUCGGCACAAGUAAGUGUGACGAUAUCAAGAGAUGAUUCAGCCUCUCAGUCUGAAGAUAUACCUGAUAUGAGAAUAACUUGUUACAGAAGACGAAGAAGAGUGCUAAAGAGAUAAUUUGUUGGCAUUAAGUUUGUAAAUAUUUGCGUUAUAUUAACUUGGGGUAUUAACAGAUAAUAUUACUCGUAGUCGUCUAUGUUAAUUAUGCCUGUCAAGUAAAUAUAUUACCAAAAACUACUAGAUAUCAAUAUUUUAUUUAAGGACGAGUGUGCCACGCACACGCAGGAUCGUUCCCCGUACACUCGAAGAUCUCAUUAUAAUGACUCCGCUAUCUGUUCACAAUAUCAAUGUGUAUUUAAACUGAUUUGAAAUUGUAAUUAUAAAUACUAGCUAAAUAAUGUAAAUAUUUAUUUCUUUUAAAUUCUGUAGGACCAGUUCCACUUUUUUUUUUUCGAUUUUGGAAUAAACAUGCUAGCAACUUUGUAUAUUAACAUUUUGACUUUAAGAUUCAUGGAUUAUAGUUUUGGCGAGUCGUUCUCUAUACUCUAAGUACAUUGUCAACUAAGCAUCUUUUAAAUAAAUGAUAAUUUGAAAGAGUCUGAACAUAUCAACAUUGGACAAUGAGCUCAUCUUAGAUUAGUGUUCUUCAAUAUAUCCCUAUGUUUCCGGCAUCUAAAAAGUCAAUGCUAUCUCUUACAGUUAAUAAGUACAUCUUACAACCUUAAAGUGCUUUAAGGUUGGACAUGUAUUAAAAUGAUGUUUUAUUUCUUAGCUGUCUAGGACUGUAGGCAAACGAUUUUUCAUAGCUACUCAAAUGUAAAUAUUCCACAAGAUACAUACAGAUAUAAUUCUACAUGAAUUUAUAGUUUUUGCAAUUAAUAAAACAGAACUACUUGAACCUAUUCUAUGUAUUUCAAGAAAAUAUAUUUUCCUCAGGGACCUUUUGCAUAGCAAGGAUAAGGCCAGCAUUGAUGUUUUGUAUGAAAAACCGUGUGACUUAUUAGCUUGUUAUCGUACUGACCCCAGAUUUUUACAAAUUGUCUAAUAACAAAUAGCUUUCAAGUCGCCUGUUACUGUUACAAAGAACUCAUUUACGACUCGUAUUGUCAGAAUAAUAAGAACAGAGCACGAUAAAAACAUUUUCACUACACCAAUUGGUAAAGGCCCUCUUGAUUGUUCAAAAACGAAUGAGAAAGUUGCAUUUUAUCCACAUGUGGGCAAAGUAAUCAGAUGCAAAUUUUGAGUUGUUUCCUUAUGUUAGCUAGUAGAACUGACUUUUAAAUGAUGAUUUUGAAUGAUAAUUUUAUUAUUACAUUAAUUUGGAUUUGAUUUAAUUUGAAUAUUUUGGUUUUUUAUAGUUAAUAGUUUCUUUGCGUUGGUGUGGUGAAAAAUAUUGUUUCACUCGGAGGCAAAGUUUGUUUAACCCUCGUGCCUUGAAAUCCUUGCAACGCUCAAGAUUCCAUUUCUCGAACCACUAGCUAUGCUCGUGGUUCAAUUUUAGAAUCUUUCGCUUGCUCGGGUAUCAAUAUUAGCACGAGCGGUUAAACAACAACUUUGCCCCCUUGUAAAACAAAUAACUAUUAACUCGGUUUUUUUGAUGAUUGUAAGAGUGAAGCGGAAGUCUAAAUGUACCAUUUCAUGAUUAAGAAAAAAUAAAAUAAAGUGCGUUAUUCAAAUA
Messenger RNA from Cydia pomonella (codling moth), 6349 nucleotides. Its product is annotated as E3 ubiquitin-protein ligase RBBP6-like. Lineage: Eukaryota; Metazoa; Arthropoda; Insecta; Lepidoptera; Tortricidae. The transcript has 7 exons. The record is from RefSeq and is a predicted model, not a curated record. The coding region runs from base 229 to 4788 and encodes 1519 amino acids.